AUGAUGUUCGGAGAUUCAAGCAAUCAUCAUCAGAGUUUUCAGCAAAAUAAUGAUAAUGGAGGUACUUUUGAUCCCUAUUUUGUAGCAAAUUCAGAUAAUCCUACAUCUUCAUUGGUAGCUGUAGUUUUCAAUGGUGUGAAUUUCAUGCGUUGGAGUAGAAAUGUUAAACGAGCAUUAAUAGCUAAGAAUAAAGAAGUUUUUAUCAAUGGUGAAAUUCAAAAACCUGCUGUGAAUCACAAAGAUUAUCUUAAAUGGAAGCGUGCUGAUUUCAUGGUAGUGAGCUGGAUUUUGAGUUCUAUGAACAAUGACUUGGCUGAUGAUUUUGGAUAUAUUGAUAAUGCUGGAGAACUGUGGAAAGAAUUGAAUGAAAGGUUUGGUCAAUCAAAUGGACCACUGAUUUAUCAGUGGGAUGAAAUGCAAAGUUUAAGAGCUUUUCCUACAUGUGUGUGUGGUGGUAUGAAAAGCUGUAGUUGUCUGUUCUUGAAGAAGGUCUCUGAAUUUGAAGAAGAGGACAAGAUGAUGAAGUUUUUGCUUGGAUUGAAUGGAGGUUUUGAAGGAACUGUAACAAAUGUUCUGUCUAUGGAUCCAUUGCCUAGUAUCAACAGAGUAUUUUCAAUCACUCAGCAAAUUCAAAAACAAAAAGAAGUCAACCCUGCUGCUACUGAAAGUAGUGCUAUUAAUAGCAGUGCAAUGGCUGCUCAAACUCAUAAGGGAGGACAGUUUCAGAGGUUCAAUAAUAGUCAAGUGAAGAAAGAUUGGAGAGAUCUGAAGAAAGAAAAAAUGAAUAAGGUGUGUUCACAUUGUAAGGGUAAAGGUCAUACAGCUGAUCAGUGUUUUAGGCUCAUAGGCUAUCCUGACUGGUACAAUUCUAUAAAAGCAUCAAAAGGCUCACAGUAUGGUGGAGGUAGAUUGGUUGCACAUGUACAUUCUGCUGAUAUGGGAGAUAGUCCUCUUGAUGAUACAAUGAUUGAAUCUGGAGCUGUUAGCAGUAAGAUGCUGAACACUAUUUGUCAAGAAGUCAUGAAAGUGAUGAAAGGAAAACAGACACAGAAUGGUGAAUCAAGUGGUAAUGCUUGCUCAUAUGCCAAUUAUGCAGGUAUAAUAUCUCACUCUUUUAACUGCAAUGUGAACAAAUUAGAUGAUGAAUGCCUAUGGAUAGUAGACUCUGGAGCAUGUGAUCACAUGACUUAUGAUGCUGAUUUGUUAAUCAAUAAAAGAAAAUUGCACAAAGUGAUCAAGGUAGGUUUUCCAGAUGGAACUCAGAUGAGUGUCAACACUAUAGGAGAUGUAGUUUUGAGUGACAAACUGAUCUUGACUGAUGUGUUGCUAGUGCAUGGUUUUAGGCAUAACCUGUUAUCUGUUGGUAGAUUAAUUGAGCAAACUGGUGCUCAUGUUGUCUUUACUGGUGAUGGAUAUUCUUUCCAGGACCCUUGUAGUUUCAAGUUGCUUGGUGCUGGAAAGAGAACUGAAGGUCUUUACUAUUUUGUCAAGGAAACAGAUUGCAGUACUUCUCAAGGAGGAUAUAGUACAAGAUCUAAUAGUAUUGAAAUAAACUGUAAUGCAGUGGCAGAUGUGACUGCAGAUGUUGUUACUGAUGUAAAUAGAAUCAGAUUGGGUCACCCAUCCUUGUCAAAAAUGAAACAUAUGAAUGCUGAGUUUUGUAAAGGACUUGCUGAAUACAAUUGUGAUGUAUGUCUUAAUGCAAAACAACACAAAUUUCCAUUUUCUUGUAAUGAUAAUAGAGCUUCUGAAUGCUUUGAGUUGAUUCAUGUGGAUUUAUGGGGAUCUUAUAAGGUCAAAAGUUUAGAUGGUGCUUCAUAUUUUCUAAAUGUGUUGGAUGAUCACAGUAGAAUAACUUGGACUUAUCUUCUUCAUAAUAAAAUGCAAGUAGCAAAGGUGAUUUCUGAAUUUUUGGCCAAGGUUGAAACUCAGUUUGACAAGAAGAAAGGGAUUGUGCAUGAAAAGAGUGCUCCAUAUGUGCCUCAGCAGAAUGGUAGAGUUGAAAGGAAACAUAGGAGUUUACUUGAAAUUGCAAGAGCUUUAAGGUUCCAUUCUGGUCUCCCUAAGAAAUUCUGGGGGGAGUGUGGGCUGACUGCUACACACUUAAUCAACAAGCUGCCUUCAAAGGUCUUAAACUGGAAAACUCCAUCUGAGAUUAUGUUUCAUUCUGAACCUUUAUUUGAAAGAUUAAGGGUUUUUGGAUCUCUUGAUAGGUUAUGA
Molecule: messenger RNA, 2220 nt
Organism: Spinacia oleracea (spinach)
Lineage: Eukaryota; Viridiplantae; Streptophyta; Magnoliopsida; Caryophyllales; Amaranthaceae
Exons: 3
Coding region: 1-2220 (739 amino acids)
Biological process (GO): DNA integration
Molecular function (GO): nucleic acid binding
Source: RefSeq, a predicted model, not a curated record